This is a messenger RNA of Heterobilharzia americana, 672 nucleotides long. NCBI's taxonomy places the organism in Eukaryota, Metazoa, Platyhelminthes, Trematoda, Strigeidida, Schistosomatidae. The record is from the annotation of a GenBank genome assembly.
AUGAGUCCGGUGAGACAUUGGUGUGCAGCUUUUCCAUCAUUCAGUACAAACGCUAACUUUUGUGCAGAAACUCGAAAGUCCUGUUCCGUAGAAGCGCACGUUUCAUGUAAACUAAAAAAGAUAAUCAGUCAUUCAUUCUCCAGCGGUUCAAAACUUUCGCGUCAAUUGCAACAACCUCAUGUCACAUUGGUUGAGUAUAAGUCUGCUCAUUUUCUGAUUACUGAUGAACCUAAUACAUGCAAUAUGGAAAAUUUUGUGAUGGUUUGUAAACUACACAAUGUGCGCAAGUUGGUUCGUGUGUGUAAACCUACCUACGAUAAAGAACCGCUGGAAAGUGCUGGAAUUGAAGUUGUCGAUCUGGAAUAUGAUGAUGGUGCACCUCCUCCGGAUCUUAUCAUCGAUAAAUGGUUUCAACUGAUCAUGGAUGUGUAUCAACAAGGUUUAGGAAGUUGUAUAGCUGUGCAUUGUAAAGCUGGAUUGGGCAGAGCUCCUGCUUUGGUUGCUGCUGCUCUAAUUGAACUUGGUCUACCAUAUGACGAAGCAGUAGAAAUGAUCCGGGGACAAAGAAAUGGAGCUUUAAAUGCCCGUCAAAUUCAGUACUUGAAAAAUUUCCGUCCAAGAAAACGCCUACGAAAUAUCAAGUCACAAUCUGAUCGAUGUCAGAUCUUAUGA